AUGUUCCAUAGUAGCAUAUCCACAUAUUUCAAUGUUUCAAUUCGCGUAAAGAGGAGACUACCUGUUCACUUCACAACAGCGGAACCGGUUAUGGAGUACACGAAAUUGAACCCACGCGAACUGCUGGUCGAAUGGCAGUACAGCCGCCAUAGGGACAGAAUCAGCACGCUGAUUGAUGGAACGAUAAGCUGGACAGCGCUCCGACAGCUCCUUCCGGAGUACGAUAGAGCUUCCGGCCAGGAGGAGUACUUUCCCAACGAAGCACUCAGAGUGACCACAUCCGCAGCAUCAGUAACAGAAUCAGCGCCUUCCCAUGAUCUGGCCACCGCAGCACCCAUUCGACUAGAUCUCGGCGAAACCGCAACAUACCUUGAAGCCGCCUCCCGCCAACUCUUUGACUUCUUCAACACCCGCACCCUCACCACCUCCCCGGUAGCCCUGAACCUCAUCGACCCAACCGUCCACGGCGACUUCGACGACUACCCCGAAACGCACACCUCGGCCGAACUUGUGAACAUGCUGCACUCGAUGGCGACAUCGCACCCCAGCUGGCGCAUCGAAGUCGUCAAUACGACGGCGCAUGUAUCGGAAGAUGCGACGAGCGGGGCCGCGUGGAUGACGUUGAGGGUGAGUGGGCUGCCGUAUGAUGGAUUUGAGGGCUUGGCGAGGGAGAGUAUAUGUUUGAUGGACUGGAGGAGGAGGGACUUAGGGGAUGGGAGAGGUGCGGUUUGGUUGCUUGUUGGGCAGACGGUGAGGAGGGGGCUGGGAUGUUUUUCUAAAUAUGGGGAUCCUUGA
Messenger RNA from Baudoinia panamericana UAMH 10762, 795 nucleotides. RefSeq lists its product as uncharacterized. The transcript has 2 exons. NCBI's taxonomy places the organism in Eukaryota, Fungi, Ascomycota, Dothideomycetes, Mycosphaerellales, Teratosphaeriaceae. The coding region runs from base 1 to 795 and encodes 264 amino acids. The record is from RefSeq and is a predicted model, not a curated record.